Messenger RNA from Lycium ferocissimum, 1770 nucleotides. RefSeq names its product WEB family protein At2g40480-like. The record is from RefSeq and is a predicted model, not a curated record. The transcript has 2 exons. Lineage: Eukaryota; Viridiplantae; Streptophyta; Magnoliopsida; Solanales; Solanaceae. The coding region runs from base 79 to 1599 and encodes 506 amino acids.
GCCCUGCUAGUUACCUCCUUAUUCACUCGCUUGUAACCAAAUAUUGUAGUAUUAAGUUGUAUCAACUACAGGUGCUAUAUGGCUGGAAAUGGAGAAUCUGAAACGAAAAAAAUUAUCAAUCCAAGAGUGGAAAUUGACACAUCUCCGCCAUUCGAGUCGGUAAAGGAGGCCGUGGACCAUUUUGGGGGGAGUGGCCCUUGGAUUCCCCAUCACUUGCUCCGUUUACCACCUCCCGACGAUGAUACUGAAGUUGUAGACGUGGGCAAAAUGGAGGAGCAAGCAGUAAAAUAUGAGAAAGACUUGAUUGUCAAGGAACAGGAGGCCCUCAAUGUCUUGAGAGAAGUGGAAGAAGCUAAAAGAUUUGUAGAAGGAUUGAAAUUAAAUUUGAUGCAAGAAGUAUCUGAGUUUGUGUCCAGUCCCGGUUUAAAUCCUGAGAGCCAAAUUCCAAAUCUUAAUGAGCUGUCAGCAGAAAACUUAAGUCUAUGUCCUCUUCAGUCCCCCGGACAUGUACUAAUGGAAUUGAACCGAGCAAAACUAGACCUUAACAAGAUGUCGACAGACCUUACUGUAAUUAGAUCUUCUGUUGAGACUCUGAAUACGAAAAUGAAGAAAGAAAAAGUAAUGCUUGACAGAAGUAGUCAGAUGAAAAUUGAGGAAAACAACACUAUGACCAAAGAGCUCCAACAGUUGAGUUUUGAAGCGCAGCAAUUCAAGAAAAUGGCAGAAGCUUCAAGAUACGAGGUGAUGAAAGCGAUGUCAGAGAUUGAACGAACAAAGGCAAGUAUUAGAAUGGCUGAAAUGAGAUUACAUGCAGCCAAAAAGAUGGAAGAAGCAGCCAAAGCUGUGGAAGCAAUUGCUUUUGCAGAAAGAAAGGCUUUACUAAAUGGAAAGAAUUCUUCGUCAGCUGUUGUUCAGCACACACCUGAGGGGAUCACAAUUUCAUAUGAAGAAUAUUAUGCUCUUGCCCGGAAAGCACAGCAGGCUGAAGAACUAUGCAAAACAAAAUUUGUAGAUACAAACACUAUGCGCAGAACCAAUGAAGCAAAGAUGGAGGAAACUACCAAAGAAAUUAGACACAACAGGAGUACACUAGAAGAGGCUUUAGACAAUGAAGAUGGUACUCAAAGAAGUCGUCUUAUUGAACAAGAUGGUUUCUACAGGGAGAGAUCGGAACACACUCAAUUGCAUUACUCUGGGCAUAACUCGGCCAAAUCUAAGUUCAGAAAUCCUCAGCCAUCUCUCAGUAGUCAUGGGAACCCCCGGCUGGUUGAUGGCGAUCAACCAGACGAUGUCAAUGACAAACCAGUGCCCGUCUUUCGAUCGUCUAUAUCAAUUGGAGACAUACUGAGCAGGAAGCUGAUUUUGCAAGAUGAUCAUAUUGUCGUGAAUAAGCAUAUGGAAAGCCACACUGAAAGAAAACAUGUGUCUUUUAGCCAAAUGCUUCGGGAACAGAGUGGAAUCAUAUUGAAUCCGUCGAAAACUAUGAAAGAUGGGAAUGUGCACAAGCAAUAUAUUACACAGAAGAAGAAGUUUGGUUUCAUUCAAGUACCACUUCCCAAACAAAAUAAGAAAAAGACGCAGCCUUUAAACAUGAGAUAAUGUUUUCAUCCGAGGAAUAAUGUGUUCUAUCCUUCCUCCGACAUCAGUCUGAUGCUUGUUUUUACUAGGCUUGCACAUGUUUGUUUUUUUUUUUUUUUUUUAAGUGUGUAUUAUGCUGUCAUAUCUAUUGUGUUUCUGAUUUGUGAUUACUGAGUGUUUCCGCUUUCUUUU